UGACCCACCAGGCAUAGCCUAGUCUUGAUUUUUCAGAUAUUCUUAUUCAACAUGUUUCUCUAUAAAAACAAAUAUUUUUUCGUCAUUCCCUUUAUUGUGCAAUAAUAGGCGCAUAAGUGACUUUAGGAAGCUGGGAGGGUCCCAGAAAACAACCCUCCGACGAAUUAUUCUAGCACCUAAGGAACUCAGACGAACAUUCCCUUUAAAGAAAGAAAAUUUGCAUUACUGUUGAUCCAAAAGAAACCACUCAAAUAACUUAAAGUUUUCCUGGUUAACAAUGGGAAAAGAUAAUAAAUCCAUGUGUUGUGGUUUUCCACUGGGCCAAAUCAUCACAUACCAUAAUUCUCUACGAACGUCUAAAGCACACCACACCAUGCACAUAUACCACAUGCAAACACACACACCCUAGACACAGAUGCACACACACAAGCACAUGCACACCACAUACAUACCACACACGUGCACACAAAUAUGAACACACCCUAGGCAUACACGCAUGCACUUACACACUUGUUGCUUUUAGUGGAGGAACAGUCUCAGUUACUCUCAGAUGAAGCUAGUUCUUAUUUAUAUUCCUGUCUGCCCCAGUGUAUGGCUUCAUAAGAAUUUAUUCUUCAUUUCAUGCGCAAAAGACUGCCCUAAUCCCCCUCUUUGGCCACUGGAGUAUGUCCAGAACUUUUAAGCAGAAAAGGGCCUUUCUUCCUUGAUCCCAAGCCAGAGUCGAAAUGAAUCUUAGAGGACUUAAAUGGCCCAACAUCCCCGCGUCACCACCGACUUCUCGUUCAAAGGGGUACUUUGGGCGGCAGGUGGAGUUAUAAUUAUAGAUUAGAAAAAAGCAGCAUCAGCAGCUGUCCCUUGUGUUUGUUCCCGGCUAUAACUGUCAUCAGUGGGCAAACUGGCAUAAACAGGCCUCAGCAAGUGGAAAAACAUUUAACCCUGGACUCGCGACGCGCUGGAACCUCGCAGCAGCCAGAGACCAGGCGGAAACCUGACGGUCCCGUGCGUGAAGCCUGGAACCCGGGAGCACACGGACCUGAAGACGCCUCUGCAGGGAGAGACUGACAUUUUGAAGAUUUCCCUUCCCGUGGGAGACUCCAAAGGAACAGGUCAGUGCUCAGUCAGCUUACGCACUUGAACGGUGGGUGACCUUGGUGCUCCGUGGGCUUAGGGUUUGUGACAGCCUCCUAGAAGGGUGAAGGAGCAAAUGAAAGAAAAGGAAGAUGGUGAGAGUCUGUUACUUAACACAGUUGGCCUGGAGAGCAACUGAAGACAUUUGCGCUCCUCUCCCGAGUCAACUGUGCUCUCCUUAGGCAAAGAGACAAGGUAGCCCUGAAAAAGUAGAGCGGGUUUUGUGACAGACAUCCCAUUCUUUUGUAGCACCACUUACGUGGGCAAAAGGCCCUGGUUUGUUUCCUAAUUAAAAUCAAUAAUUUUGGAGGAUAAAUCAGUGAUUUUUGUUGCUGUUGUUAUGAAGACAGCUGCCAGCUCUUAAUUCCUUAGAGGAAACAGACAAAUUACAGUUGGAUGUUUGCCUAUUUGAAUGAAACAUUCUCUUGCUUGUGAUGGAAUGUAUGAUAUAGAUUGCUCUAUGGGAAAAAUAUACUAGGGUGUGUGUGUGUGUGUGUGUGUGUGUGUGUGUAUUAUAAUUUGACCUAAAAACUACACGUUCUCAGUCUAAGUGGCUCUGUGAGAAGCGCCUCAUAGUUCCAUUGGAGAGGAGUUAAUAUUGUAAAGAAAUCUCACUUUGUUCGCACGGGACCUAUAUGCUAGCCAGUAGCUGAGCAAGAUUUCCAAACAAAGGUCGGCUUUGAGCUAUCUAUCCCAAAGUCAAAGAACAUGUCUCAGUGGGAUGCCAUGGCACAACAAAGAGCUCCCUGAAAAGCGGGCUCCAGACUCCCUUCUCAUCCUGCCCACACCCAUGGCACAGAGCCAGUACAAGGAGUCCAAAUAAUGGACUCUCUGGGGAUCUAGCUCAGUUGGUACAGUGCCUGCCUCACAUGCACAAGACUCAGCACCUAGUAAACUAGGCACAGUGGCAUGGUCCUGCAAUUCCAGCACUCACCCAAAAGGUUGAUCCAAAGCUCAAAGGUCAUUCUUGACUAAGUAUCACAUUCAAGGCCACUGUCUUACAAAGCAAACAAACAAAAAAGCCAAACAAACAAACAAACAAACAAAAAACUCUUUUUGUUCAGCUCUGAUAAGAAAGUCGACCACCUUUAAGCAUCUCACUGGGACUUUCCAAAGGGAAAAUACAGCAUUUUAACAUCAGGGUUGCUCAGCACAUGGGCUCUUUUUGGAAGGUACAGAAUUCCAACUGUGCAUCCAUCCAUCCAGAGAGUCACUUAGACACUCACAUCCUACCCAGUAAGACCACCCAGAGUAAUCGGCCAGUCAAGCUGCUCUAAGGGCCUGGCUUCUUCCUUAAAAUAGCUCCUGGUUUCUAGGAAGUGAGCUGUAACUUUUUCCUCUUAGGAAGUUUAAAGGUGAACUCAAUACCUCUUUACGUAUUUUAGCAGACACGGGCCCCAAGCAACGAGUAUAGCUACUGUUUUUUAAAACAUCAGUUUAGCAAACCAGUUUCCUAAAUCCACCUACUAUUGAGAAGCGGCAUUACAAUGUGUCUAGUAUAUGGCAUGUGUUAGUUUCGCUAUUUGUUGGGCAAUCGCUACAGGCUCUAAAAUACUACUUAUCAAUUACAGAAAUUUCGGGGCUUUUAAGAACACUCUUUCCUGAGACCACCUUCCUCUCCUUCUGUGCUCUGAGGUCUAGGACUGAGAUUCUAGAUGGUGAGAUGGUGCUAUCUACAACUUCUAAAUUGUAAAAAGGAGUGCAGGAAUGUAGGAAGGGUGGAUUGGCUGAUUAGUUGCCGGCUUUAGUCUCCUCUGAUUAUUAAAAAAAAAAAAGUGCAUGCCAAUGCAGACAUCAAACGUUAUUUUCACCCAUGUUUUUUGUCUUCUUGCUCUUCUAGAACAAAACUAUCCGAGAUGACUGUCACUUACUCCAGUAAAGUAGCAAAUGCAACUUUUUUUGGAUUUCAUAGGUUGCUCCUCAAGUGGAGAGGCAGUAUCUACAAGCUACUGUACAGGGAAUUUAUUGUUUUUGCUGUUCUUUACACAGCAAUCAGUCUGGUGUACAGAUUGUUACUUACAGGAGCCCAAAAACGUUACUUUGAAAAAUUAUCAAUUUACUGUGACAGAUAUGCUGAGCAAAUUCCAGUAACCUUUGUGCUUGGGUUCUAUGUCACUCUGGUAGUGAACCGAUGGUGGAACCAGUUUGUGAAUCUGCCUUGGCCGGACAGGCUCAUGUUCCUCAUCUCCAGCAGUGUCCACGGGAGCGACCAGCAUGGGCGCCUGCUCAGAAGGACGCUGAUGCGCUAUGUCAACCUCACGUCCCUGCUCAUCUUCCGCUCCGUGAGCACAGCGGUGUACAAGAGGUUUCCGACCAUGGACCACGUGGUCGAAGCAGGUUUUAUGACAACAGAUGAAAGGAAAUUAUUUGACCACCUCAAAUCGCCACAUCUGAAAUACUGGGUUCCGUUCGUCUGGUUUGGAAAUCUUGCCACGAAAGCCCGGAAUGAAGGUAGAAUCAGGGACAGUGUCGACCUACAAUCAUUGAUGACCGAGAUGAACCGGUACCGCUCUUGGUGCAGCCUCCUGUUUGGCUAUGACUGGGUUGGCAUUCCACUGGUUUACACACAGGUGGUCACUCUGGCCGUCUACACAUUCUUCUUCGCAUGCCUGAUUGGACGGCAGUUCCUGGAUCCCACCAAAGGCUACGCGGGGCAUGACUUAGAUCUGUACAUUCCAAUCUUCACUCUCCUCCAGUUCUUCUUCUACGCAGGAUGGCUCAAGGUACGUCAACGAUCUUGGCACAACUGGGCAGAGGAUGACAGUAGAGCCUUUGAGACGGGUCUAACAAUGUGACGACGGUUUUAGGUCUCUCUUUUAGCUGUGGAUGAAAUGCACAUGAGCUUACCCAAGAUGAAGAAGGACAUUUACUGGGACGAUUCUGCCGCACGGCCACCGUACACCCUGGCAGCUGCUGACUACUGCAUCCCCUCGUUUCUGGGCUCAACGAUCCAAAUGGGGCUGUCCGGGUCCGAGUUCCCCGCGGAGGACUGGCUAUGGAACUAUGAGAAGCAGGGCCACCGGCCCUCGGUGAUGAGGAGGGUCAAGCGCUUCCUGAGUACCCACGAGCACCCCGGCAGCCCCAGGAGGAGGACUUUCGGCAGGCAGGCCAGCGACAGCUCCAUGUUCUUCCCCCCGAGCCCAGCUCGGGAUCUGCUGGACGUGCCCUCCCGAAACCCCCAGCGAGCCUCACCCACCCGGAAGCAACCCCAAUCCCGAGAGGGCAGCCCUAAACUGCAUUCCAGCAUGGGAGAACUGUCCACCAUCAGGGAGACCAGCCGCACCAGCACCUUGCAGAGCCUGACCCCGCAGUCCAGUGUGAGGGCCUCCCCUACCAAAAUGCCCCGGGUCCCCGAGGUCCUGAUCACAGCGGCUGAAGCCCCCGGGACCUCGUCAGACAGCCAUCACCAAGACUCUGCUACCUCCAUCCUGAGCCUCGAGUUCACUGGGGUGCAGCCAAGCAGGACUAAACGGCAGGUAGACCUCUCAGGGAAGGCGACGCCACCCGGGGACCCCAGGCCCCAGACUGUUUCAACCAGUACCGAAAGAGACUUGUUCAAGUUUGAGGAAGACCUGGAUGAUGACAGAUUCCCACAAAGGUGGAGCCUUCCGGAGUUACGGGACUCGCGGCACACCUCCCUGGGAAACUUAGGUCCAGAUCCUGUGAACCCCAGGCCUGCCCUCUUACUUGACACAGAAACAUCCUCAGAGACCAGCGUCACCCAUCCUGGGGCUGGUCCUAGGGUCUCUCCUGAUGUCCUGUUCUUAAUGGAAAGCUUGGACACGAAAGAAACCGACAUCCUGGAGUUUAACAGUGAGCACCCUGAAGAAUCCCCUAAGGGAAUGCCACAGCGCCCCAGGACCUGGUUCUAGCUCACCAGCCCGGGGACACCCCUCCAGGAGCUGGCCAGUGUUUAGCAACAUGAUCCUACUGUACAAGCUACUUAGAACUCUGAAGGGCAUUAUGAUCCUGCAAACCUCGAACACAACCACAUCGUCUAGCUAGCGCAAAGGGGCUUUCACGCAAGUUGUGUGGCCCAAAAUGAAUUCUCAUAACCAAAUAAGGGAUCCCAUAUAAAUGUACAUGGCUUAUACAUCCAUACAUGAUUAGCUUUGGAAAGGACCAUACAGAUCAUAGUCCAAUCCCCUAGAAGCAAAGGCCCAGACACAAAGGGUCCCGUUUCUUUCCUGUUUCCUCCCAUACCUCUCUUCCUUUAGCCAUAGAGACAAGGCUAGACCAUGCCAUGCCCAGAGGCCCUUCCACUUAUAGUUAUUUAACUGGAUCUUCCUGACCACCUCACUCCCGCUUCCGAUAACUAUUAUUAGCAUCUUUCCCUAACUCUUGAACUUCCUCUGUGUCGGAAAGCUCCCUUUCUCUUCAAUUAACUAUGUCUACCAUCUGGUCUUCCUUUUCCUUCUCUUCCUCUUUAUUCUCAUACAUCUUUCCUCCGCCCUUUUCCCCGGUCUAGCUCCUCCAGUGACUCUAAUCUGUCCCUCUUUCCAGGUUAUAAUAGCUUCCCUUUCCAACUCUGUUGCUUACUUCCUGUCAUGGUGUUCACACUAUGAGACACUGGUAAUGACCGGUACAGGAAUCUAACACACCCAACCCCCCAUGCUUCCAGCCUUGCUGUAAGAGGUGCAUGUGUGCUGACGGUAUCCACCAUCUCAAACCUGCCGCUUCCGCUCCUUCAUGUUGGACUCCAGAGAAGACCGAAUCAAAGAGGAUAUGAGAUCCGCACAGCCAAGGGCUACCCCACCAAAGGAUGACAUGGUCAGAGAAGACUGAUUCUAAGAGGGUAUGAAAUCCACACAGCCAAAGGCUACCCCACCAAAGGAUGACAUGGUUUGGAUCUACUGAACUCAUACACAGUCUUAAGCAAAAACACUACAAUUGUGUCACAGCGUGGGACCAGUAGGAGAUUGGAGCAGUGUGGAUACUAUAGGGUCCAUGGCCGCACGAUGACAACAGACUCUUGCCAACUUCCUUUCAGAAGCUCUUAGGUUAUGUUUUGCAAGCUCCCAGCUUUGAAAGGGCUCUGCCUUUCCGAGUGCCAUCUUUUCUACCUGUCCUGUAACGAAGCUUGACAUGUGGCUUCAGAAGCAAGAAACUCUAACAGCGACCACGGGUUUGCUGUCUCGGUGCCCCAUGCAGCCAGAUCUGAAGUCCACAUGAGAGUUCACAAUCCUUCAAGGAGUCCUAUGAGACUGACAGACCAUCAGCUCCACUUUAAAGAUGAAAACAGAGGCGUUUCCUGAGCUCACCUAGCCAGGCUUAGCUGCUCAAGAACCCCACACGCCCUCGAUGUGCCACAGGAGGGCCUUGAAUCUGCUAAUGAUUUGCACCAAAUUCUGGAGGAUGCUUCAAGGCGGCUAAUCACAGGUUUAUGCCAAACCUCCUCAGCCUUGGGGACAUCUCUGGAUCCUCCCAAAACAGUUUUCAGUCACAGAGGUGAGCAGCUUUUUGUCUCUGGGGGCCAAUGGCAAGAGCCAUGGUCCUCUCCCGGCCGUUACAGAAGCCGGCAGGAACGUCUUAUUCCUUCCCCCACUACAGAGUCCUGAUGUGCUGUGUUCUAGUGACCACAUUCACACAAAAGCUCAAAUCUCAGUGGGCCUCUGAAGGGGCAAAAAGCAAUGACCCCUACCUUAACAGGCUUUUCUUGAAGGACUAACAUGGUAUGUUAUUAGAGGAGAUGCUGCACAUGCAUGGUCCUCUAUGCUGACCCACACCAUCAACUCCCAAGAAAGGACUGUAAUCCCCAAAGCAUCCCAGACAGACAGACGAUGGGCUCAAGCCCCCCUGUGUUUCUAAAAGGCCAGAAUGACCCUUUCCCAGACAUCAUUGUCUUUACACACUUUUCUUGAGUGCUUCAAUGUAAGCCCCCCCAUACACACACACACACACACACACACACACACACACACACACACACACACACAUCUUCUCUUUGGCUCGAUCUAUUCCCUCAAAUACAAGUUAGGUUUCUACUUAGCUGUCUUUGAAGUAUAAUCAAUUUUCACUCUUAAACCCGAAGUUAUCAACUACGCACUGAAAAAUAAUUUUAUGGAGAAAUGGGAAGGGGUUCAUUUGUCUAUUCCUGGGCCCCUCUUCUCCACCUUUAUUCAUGAGGAUUAUUUAAGCUCCUCAAUAUUUCUUCACAUUUUGAGAUGGCCUCCCGUUUUCUUCUCACGCUGAAAACUGAACUACGACUCGCCCACCGAGCCCAGAUGAGGAGAUUUUUCCAUUCUAAAAUGAGUCUUUACCCUGCAGGGUCAGGGCUGCAAAAAUAAAGGAUUUAUUCUCUUGUGCCCGA
This is a messenger RNA of Peromyscus maniculatus bairdii (prairie deer mouse), 7438 nucleotides long. Lineage: Eukaryota; Metazoa; Chordata; Mammalia; Rodentia; Cricetidae. The record is from RefSeq and is a predicted model, not a curated record.